Messenger RNA from Cylindrotheca closterium, 1176 nucleotides. NCBI's taxonomy places the organism in Eukaryota, Bacillariophyta, Bacillariophyceae, Bacillariales, Bacillariaceae. The record is from the annotation of a GenBank genome assembly.
AUGGCGGAAGACAAAUGUGUAUGUGUUGUGAAGGACAAUUGGAUUCGGAACUGUCCUGUCACAGUAGGGGAUGUGCGGCGGUCCCACUCCAUCUAUGGACCACCACUACCACCAGUGAAGGGCCGGACUCGUUACCAGUCGUCAGCGAGAGUCAAGGAGACCGAUAUUGUCCAGAUCCCAAAGAGCAUGUACAAAGAUCUCAAAAACGUGACGCUUUGCGUUGACUUUUUUAUAACCAAAGGAUCCAUUGUCAAGGAGCUGAAGGAUAUCUUCAAACUCUACAAUGCCCGGGGUUUCCGAAUCACCGAAAUCCACGCAGACAACGAAUCAGGAAAGGUGGAGAAAGACGUCUUGCCGGCCCUACUGGUCUGCUGUGAAGUGGACGACCACGUCCCAGAGAUUGAAAGGUCUGUUCAGACCAUGAAAAACGACAGUCGGUCAACAUGCCAUGCGAUGCCAUAUUUGUGCUACCCAAGAAUGAUGGUACAAGCCAUCAUCAAGACUGGAGUUGCUUUUCUCAACGCUUUUGGAUCCGCCAAACAAAGUACGAAUGGGCUCUCGGCUUGGAACACUAUUGAAAAUCUUCCACAUGUUGACCACAAUCAUCUGAAAUACGAGUGCGGCGAGUAUGUUCAAUUGCACCUGACUGAAAAGGUAACGAAUACGAUGAAAAGUAGGACCAUUGGAGCGAUCGUUUUGGACCCAAGAAAUCUGACUGGACAAUACAACUUCAUGUCUCUAGAAACCGGAAGAGAAACCAAUGGACGAGUGACAACGGCGAUGCCUAUCACUGACGACGUGAUCAAGAGAGUGGAAGAACUCAGACUUGAACAACAGCAGCCGUAUCGAGAAUCGAAAAUGCUGAAGUAUGAAUGGAGACCAGGACAACCGAUCUCCGCGGAUGACAUCGUUGCACCUGCUGAAGCAGCACAAGACCCGCUAAUCUUGCCUGAACCUAUCGUCAUAAAUCUGCCAAAUGCUGGGCCCAAUCCUUUUGUACCUAUUGAUGUGGAUGAUCUACCAGGAGCGGAUGAAAUUGAGACAGAACUACCGGACAAUCAAGAGGAACAAGGGGCGGAAACUCAAGGAGCGCAAGGAGCGGAAAUUCAAGGAGCGCAAGUCGAAGCACUGGCCGAAGAUCAAGGAGCGCAGAACGGCAACCAAGAGCAACCAUAA